ACGGCUAUAAUAACGGUACAAAGCGAAUAUGUGCAUUGUGCAUCUCCAGUUUUAAUAAAGUGAACGUAUUGAAGUAUUUUUCCUGGGAGGACUAUUUAAAGAAAAGUCUUGAAGAACUAUAAACAUCGUGAUCGAUACUGACUCGGGGUUUGUAUUUUAAUCACGCAAAUGAGGCUAGUGUUGCUGUUGCUGGGUGCCUCUGUCAGCAUGGGCAUCUCAAAUUACAAUGAGGAAUAUGGGAAAAUACACAGGAUGAGGCUGCAUAGUAAGGUUCGCUUCAUCACAUUCUUCCCCAAGUACAGCUCAGAUGGGAUGAUCUUGUGGAAACGUGACGACCUUCUACCCAGUGAGGACAGAAGGCGGAAAGUGAUGGGUACCUACUAUGUUAUAAGCAAUUUAACCCAGAGAGACAGUGGCCGCUACGUAAUGAGUGACAAAGAUCAGAGAAUACUGUCUACAACGACCCUUGAGGUGACAGAAAGCACGAGGUCUUUUACACGGUAUCCUGGUCGAGAACUCAGCUUCACUUUUGAUCUGGAACCAAGCUCCUGCAACAUUUACUAUUUUCCAGACCAGAACGAAGGUCUGAGGAACCCAACAAUAGUUCGUGAAGGCAGGUUGCAGGAGGAUUUGGGUCACUUUGGUUGUGGAGGGUUUGAGCUGUUAAAGCCAUGUGGGAUUUUAAAAGAGUUUCUCCAAAUGUCAUGCAGCGGACGCUUUGAGGUCAGAGAUCAGGAUGAUGACAAGGCCUUGGUGGUGUACCUGUAUAUGGAGUCUCUAGAUGAUGAUGAGCCAUCUCACCUUCUUAUUGCCAUUGGCGCUGUCCUCGGUAUAAUUUUCUGCUGUUGCUGCGUGAGGAGCUGCUGCUGUGGGAAAACCUCCUCCGAAGAGGACAGCUCCGAGACGGCUGCUGUGGCUGCUGGACCUGCUGUGCGUUACAAUCAGAAUGACCAUGAGCCUGUGGCGCCGAGGCCAAACCAACUCAGUCGGCCCUCAAGGACACGCUACCCAGCUCAGUCUCCUCGAGCUUCGACUGGCCCGUUGAUACACAAUCCUCCUACAGUGAAUGUGCCACCUGCAUAUUCUAAGGUGUCAGCUCCAGCAGAGCAGGCAGACGCUCCAACCGCCCCUCUAUAUUCUGAUCCUGCGCCGCGGUUUGAACUGAAGGGGAUGACCUUUCCUUCUGUUUCCCCACUCAGUUCAAACCCAACGUGCUGUGAUGUUUAUAACUCAGACAAACUCAACUUGCUCUGAAAGCUGAGGUUUUUGAAAGGUACACUCAAAUUGGUAAACUCACCCAUUAGUGUGACAUAAAAGGAAAAGUUUGACAUUUUGAGAAAUGUGCUUCAUCUUUCACCAGUGACUUCAGCUGCUGGCUGCAGGUUCAUAUCUAACAUACAGAGAUUGCUCUUCUCAACUGUCAGUAUGAAGGUGAAUAUGUGCAUUUCCCAAAAUGUUGGCGUACUCUUUCAGCAUGUAUACCAUAGAAAAACAGAUAGUUACGGUGUUAUUUACACUAAUUUCCUAUGCCUCACAAGUCUCACUUAAAAACAGUGUAAUGAGCUCAUCACUAACACAUACUACUGAGUGAAUAGUUUUCUCAUAACUGCUGUUCUGUCAACAAUACACCAUUUAUUACGGACCAUCUUGACUGUGAAGAACUUUUCAGGGAAGAUACAAACAUAAAGUGGCCUGCAAAGCUCGCUAUUAAAAAGUGGUAGAUCUUCUUGUGCUUGUGUGCAUGUUACUAUUCUUCAUGCACAUUUGCUUAGCCUUUGGAAUCUAGUUAGUCUCGUAUGACUUGAGAUAACAUAAACGACUGGUGCAUGCGUUAUAGAAUAUAGUGUUGAGUCAUGUGAAUUAGACGUUAGACUGAUAUUUAUAUAAAACUACUGUAUUGUGGAAAAUUUUUCAUUUGCUCAGGCCAGCCGCACCCACCCACCCACCCACACACACCCACCCACACACACCCACACACACACACACACACACACACACACACACCCACACCCACGGGGACAACCCUGACUCUGUCCCGUCUCCUGUCUGUGACAUAUCGUAAACUUAAUAUGACUGACACACACACACACACACACACACACACACACACACACACACACACACACACACACACACACACACACACACACACACACACACACACACACACACAAAUGUUUACGUCUUAUUAUAGUGAUUGAGAUAAAGAAAAUGCCGGCACUCACAGUGGAAUAGUCUUAUUAUUUAAUAAGGGCAAUUAACAAAUGGGUUUCAGCUAUAAGCCAUCAUCAGCGUUGAUGAUGAUGAAAUGCAUUCGUUGAUGGCCCCAUAUUAAAUAAUAAGACUAUUCCACUGUGAGCGCUGGCAUUUUCUUUAUCUUGUUGACUCAGCUACGACCUUACACCCGGUACAGUGCUCAGGAUUUGGAGCUGUGCACGCUGCCGCUGUUUACCUUAUUAUAGUGAUUGUUCGACAACUAUAAAAUGGAGAGUGGAAAAGUGGCACGAACACACCUCAACACCUCUGUGCCUCACUCUGUGCCUUAAGUGCACUGCUUUAACUCAACAUUAAUCUGUUACUGUAUUUGUUACUUUUUUUUACACACAGACAUACACACAUGCAACACACGUAAUACACUUGACUAUAGUUGCAAUAUGCCUCUGUUUGCAUGUCUCUUACCUCUCACAUGUACACUACGCACAACAGCACUUUGAGUUUUAAUAAUUACAGUACUCAUACAUGCCUUAGUUUAUGAUUGUUGUGUAAAUAUGGUAGUGGAUAUAUAUGGAGUGGGUUUUUAUUUAAGGGCUAACUGAGUCUUUUUUGAAAACUUAAUAUGAAGAGUUGUAACAAGUGAGCCUCCUGUGUCCGUACCUCAAGUGUAUUUGUACGUUGCAUCAGGUGCAUUAAACGUUUUUACAUAA
This is a messenger RNA of Seriola aureovittata, 2924 nucleotides long. RefSeq lists its product as uncharacterized. The coding region runs from base 169 to 1254 and encodes 361 amino acids. The record is from RefSeq and is a predicted model, not a curated record. The transcript has 7 exons. NCBI's taxonomy places the organism in Eukaryota, Metazoa, Chordata, Actinopteri, Carangiformes, Carangidae.